Molecule: messenger RNA, 1856 nt
Organism: Haliotis rufescens (red abalone)
Lineage: Eukaryota; Metazoa; Mollusca; Gastropoda; Lepetellida; Haliotidae
Exons: 9
Coding region: 582-1700 (372 amino acids)
Source: RefSeq, a predicted model, not a curated record
UUGGUCACGAAUGCCGAGAGGGGCACGAGUCGCUAUUCGGCUUGUCCCGGAAUAACACGAGUUGGUCACGAAUGUGCCCGUUCCUGUUACGACUCUUGCGAGAUGCAUUGGUUAGAACACUAUAUCUUAUCAGGGGUCUCAACGGGAGACUUCAAUUAGGUUUUAUUGAUAACAACACCGAACUAUAGUAAUUGAGGUAAACAAUAAUCACAAUUGCACAGGAAUUACAUUGCGAGUAGAACCUGUCUCAUCUGAAGAGAAAAAAACUGAGCAUGACUUUUGGCGUAUUGUGAAUGACUAUUUUCUGCAGGGUUGUCAGAUAUGAACACGUGACUUACCUCCCUUCCUUAGGUUAUACAUACAUUACAUACAACAGUCCGAUUUGCAAUGUUCUACGUUGUAUAUGUCAGACUUGUUUCUAUUAGGUGUGUCGAAAUGGUCAAUAUUCAAUAGCAAUUAUUUUAAACAAUAUAAGGGAAGGUUAUGCAUCAAAUGCUGCCCAACUUGAAUAAAACGGCGAGAGAACAGAAGCAUCACGCUUGUGCAGUAAUGACGACCGGGCAUCACAUCUAUUAAUAGCAAUGGCCGGGGCGGCUUCAACCCCAGGGACUGAAUCAGGCUACCGUCGGGAUCAGAUUCUGGCGACUCUAUACGGUCAGGCUGUGGGAGAUGCUAUUGGCUUGCUCACUGAGUUCCUUACCAAGGAGGAGGCUAAAGAGAAAUAUGGCGAAGUUAAAAAACAACUUGAACUAGAACACAAGUGUCUAUCACCUGAAGCACACAGAAAACGGUUCAAGGAGGGCGACUGGACGGAUGACACGGACCAGAUGAUACUCAUUCUACAGUCUCUCAUAGAUAAUGAUGGACAGGUGAAACCCGAGGAUUUUGCAAAAAGGUUGAAGUUUUGGUCUCGGAAUGGCUUUCCUGAACUCGGUGAUUUCGUUGGCCACGGGAUCGGUACCACAACAGCGAAGGUUAUGUCCAACCCCGAGUUUGUCACACAGCCACACAAGGCAGCGUUUGGUCUUUGGGACAGGAACCAGAGGAACAUCGCUUCUAAUGGCGCCGUCAUGAGGACGUCAAUUCUGGGGAUACACCAGUACUGGGACACUGACGCCGUGGCUGAUAAUGCCACUGCCAUAUGUAAGACGACCCAUUACGAUCCAAGGUGUCAGGCCUCGACAGUGGCGGUGUCAGUCGCCAUCAGCCUGAUGUUGAGGAGGCAGCCUCGGCACAUCAAGAAGAACGGCAGCUAUGACAUAGACACGAUUAUACAGGAGUGCUUCCAGGUGGCGUCUUCCAAGUGUCUAGAGACAGAUGAGCAGGCAAAAGAGCUGAAGACAUACCUCGAGUGUAAGAAAAUACACAAACUCAACCUAUGUGAGGAGAGAAAGAUCGGCUACACCUACAAGUGUCUGGGCUGCGGGUUCUGGGCACUGAAACAGAAGGACUUCAGGAAGGCACUGCAGACAAUUGUUAUGGAGGGGGGUGAUGCUGACACCAAUGGUGCUGUAGCCGGAGCUCUCCUGGCUUGUAAGUUAGGAAUGUCUGCACUUCCGGUGUCAUGGGUGUCCAAGCUCAAGCACAAGGAUUGGCUGGAUGAAAAAAUUGAAAGAUUUCUAAAGAUUUUGGUGCGAAUGAAAGACGGCACAGCAACCUCAGAAACUGCUGAUGAAUCAAGUGAGGACCAAGAAGGUUAACAAACGAAGAACUUGUAUAUGACAAUAUGUAUGUGAGAAGCACGACCUUGUUUUGUGCUGAUCUCUAUUCGGUAAAACAUAUUGCUCCGUGUUUAUGGGACCCGUGAAGAUUCCGGGGUAGCAACCAAUGCUUGCCGUAAAAGGUGACUAUGCUUG